UCAAUGGGAUUGUCACAUCGAGAGACCCUUGAAUAAAAGGCCAGUAGAAAGAAAAACGAAUUCGAGUUAUUGUGGCAAAAUUUCCAGUAACUAAGUAGCAAAAUGGACUUGGAUGACAGCUUGACAAGCAGCCAAAUUAGCAAGCUUGAAGAUUCUCAGUCGGCAGCAGGGGCUAAAAGAAAAAUAUCACAUAGUCCACCUGAAUCUUUCCUCCGGGAUUUUAAGAAGUGGCAAGGAAUGAGCUCUGUAGACCUGGAGACUGAGAAGAAACUUAAGAGGAAGGCCACCAAGGCGUGGCACCAACUGGCUCCGAAACUGAAAGUCAAGUACCUAAUAAAAAUAAGAGUUCAGACAUCGCAGGAGCGGAAAAUCAGGGAUCUGAAACUGAAGAAACUUUCUAAGGAAAAACCACUGCAAAAUGGGGUUAUGCGCAGCAGCAAACUAAAGCUAAAGCGCAAAGUCAUCCUGGUGGAACCCUCAUUAAAGAUUCUGCGUCCCAAGAUGAUAGCCCGAAGACCAACUCCGUUGCCCAGUCCUCGGAAAAGAAAGGAAAAUCGUUCAAAGACUUUGCCUAAAUAUGUUCCCUAUCGUCAAAAGUCUUCAAAACUAUAAUAUAAUACAAAUUUUGUAGUAAUAUAACCGU
Messenger RNA from Drosophila suzukii, 643 nucleotides. RefSeq lists its product as uncharacterized. The record is from RefSeq and is a predicted model, not a curated record. NCBI's taxonomy places the organism in Eukaryota, Metazoa, Arthropoda, Insecta, Diptera, Drosophilidae.